AUGGGCCCUUACCCGGGGUUUGCGGCUGCGCUGACCGCGGCAGCACGCGCGGAUGCGGCUCCCCGCAGCAGCAGCACCGAAGCUAGCGCGCAGCAGUGCGCGCGUGACAAGGCGGAAGGUGGCAAGCUCGCGGGUGCGCCGAGCGCGGUAGAGAGCGUUGAGAUCGCAGAAACGCCAGUAGAGGCCGCAGCAGCAGCAGCGGAAACCUCAACAAGAGGGACAGGCGAACGCGCAAGGACGGGUAGCGACAAGGCGAAUACAGAAUCCGCAGUUAGUCAUACCGAACAGGGGGCGUUUGCGAGUGUGGGUAUGGGCGCACAAGCGGGCGCACGAUCGGCGCAAGGAGGCGAGGGGGUACGAGACGGUGAAACGGGGGAGGAUGAAGAUGAGGAGGAAGAAGAGUGGGAGGAGCAGCAGCAGAGGCCGCUGUGUGUGGUGGGGGAGGAGGGCGAAGGAGUCAUGGAGGCGGAUGCGGAGGAGCAGAGGAGCGCGCGGAAAGCGGGGGUGUGGCGAGGCGAGGUGCUGGAGGUGGCGGUGAGGCGAGGCCUCGUGGAGCAAGUGCAGCGCAAGCUCAGAAAGGCGGUGGAGUCCCCUUCCCAGCGAGCGGGCGUGCUGCGGCAGCUGUUCACGGACAUCGCGUUCGAGCUCGACGGCCACGCGCACGACGUGCUGCUCCGCGACCCCUCCGCCUCCCUCUCCUCCCUCUGCGCCGCCGCGCACCCCGCCCUCGCGCCCGCCUUUUCCGCCACGGCCGUGCUCGCGCCGUUCCCCGGGGCCGCCACUGCGCCGGACCCCCGCCUGCUGCUGCUGCCGCAGGAGAAGCAGCAGCACGGGGCAGCGCAGGGAGAGGACCAGGGGAACAAGCCCUGGCACCAGCAGCAGCAGCAGCAGCAGCAGCAGCAGCAGCAGCAGCAGCAGCAGCAGCAGCAGCAGGAGGGGUUGCGGGGUGUGGCGGCAGGAGGGGAUUGUGAGCGAGUGUGUUUCUACGAGGUGUUGGCGCAGCACUACGCGGAGAGCGAGGCGUCAGUGGCGGCGCUGCUGCCGCUCUUCGCGCCCCUCUGGAGCUGCGUCUUCUCCUCGCAAAUCUUCGCCCUGCUGCUCCACAGAUGGGUAAGCCUCACUGCCCUCCCCUUUUCUUUGCCAGGACGUGGCACAUGUGUGCUUUUCUUUGCAUUGUACCUCUCGCUGUGCCACUCCAGACUGCAUGUUUCCCCCAAGUUUCCGUUUUCAUAUCAAAUGCAUCACUCUGUCUCUCCUUCUCUAAGCGUUUCCCCUUCCCCUCCCACCCCGCUUCCUCCCCCUCAAUCCUCUCUCAUUAUCCCUAUCUUGCCUGCCUUGCGUGGCUGUGAGCAGCUGUACAGUUCACCGAAGCCGCAUUCAGAGGAGGUGCACCGGUACACACGCGCCUUCAUGACCGGCGUCGAAGGCAUCUUCUGGAUUGACCUGCAGAGCAAUGAGCAGCGUUUUCGCCCUCUCUUCAAUUUUGUGAUGGAGCGCAUUGUCAUGGACGAGCAACGCUUUGCCCUCGUGCCUCCUCUGUUUCAGAAGGACAUGUUCUGCACUGUGGCUCGCUGCUUCUUCCUCUACCAGUCAGGAGCGCGUCUGCCGGCACUGUUAGCAGCAGCGUCACGGCAGGAGGCGCUGCACGGGGCAACAGCGGACAUCUUUGUCACGGAGCUCACCAACCAGCUGCAGCGCAUCAAGGUGGAGCCCGUUCUGCUGCUCUUCCUGCACCGCUGCACUGCGCUCAAAGGUCUGGAUCUGCGGUCAGCCACGGCCAUUCGCCUGCAGGUGGCGCUGCACUCCAUGGCUGUGCCCGGUGGCCCGCUCUUCCCCACUCGCCCCGUGCGCCGAGCUGCUCGCUCCGCCCUCGAUACGCUCUACCCUGUGGGGCGCAUGUUCCGGCACAUGAUAUCCUUCUCCUUCCGCAUACUGCAUCCACUCUACUGGCCCACGUCCCUCAUUGUUCUGCUCCUUAACCUCCUCCGAGCCCUCAUGGCGGCGUGUACCCGCAUCCUCCACACGCUCUUCCCACACACCAGCCCGCACACCCAACACCACCAGCAACAGCAGCAGCAGCAACAGCAGCAGUUGCAGGUGCAGCAGGGGUUGGUGCCGAGUUCGAGCUUUCAUCGCCGCAACAGCCAUUCCCCGAAGCACUCCCCGUCUCCUAAGAACAGCAAGGCACAUGCAACUGCCUGGCACUUGCAGCCACAGGAGCAAGGGCAGGGGCAGGGGCAGGGGCAGCGCAGUGUGAGACAGCAGCAGAGACGAGUAUCAGCACAUGAGGACUGA
Closterium sp. Naga37s-1 is the source of this 2295-nucleotide messenger RNA. Lineage: Eukaryota; Viridiplantae; Streptophyta; Zygnematophyceae; Desmidiales; Closteriaceae. The record is from the annotation of a GenBank genome assembly.